Trypanosoma theileri is the source of this 1620-nucleotide messenger RNA. RefSeq lists its product as uncharacterized. NCBI's taxonomy places the organism in Eukaryota, Euglenozoa, Kinetoplastea, Trypanosomatida, Trypanosomatidae. The transcript has a single exon. The coding region runs from base 1 to 1620 and encodes 539 amino acids. The record is from RefSeq and is a predicted model, not a curated record.
AUGCGACGUUCUUUAGUCGUGCAGCAUUACGCGCUGCGAAAUUCACGGGUCCUCUCCCGCAGAGCACCACUGUUCACAUCUUCUCAACAACCAUCACCAUCACAACAACAAACACAACUGUAUAUUUGUAGUGCCGGUGCCCAUUCAUCCUCAUCCUCUUAUACAGCACUUUCUAACCAACAACGAUGGAUGGUAACAAGUUAUUCCGGAAAUACAUCAACAACAACAACAACAGCGCAGGAAACUGCAAUGACAUCCGCCAAUGGAGUUGAGGGGGCACUGCCAGUCACAUACACACCGGGUUCAGGACCCAACGGGGCAUUGACAGCCCCGACAACGGCUAUUACAGGCCACUGUGAUGUCUUAUCUGAAUGUAUUGCCAAAGCAGAUGAGUUGGCAUUACAAUUAAAAGCACAAAAUGCAUUAGGAGCAAGUGCGGAAAUUCUCACACAAGAAGGAAUGGAAGAAUUUGUGGAUGAACUCAAAACAUCUGCGGUAAGUGAGAUGACGGCACUUGUUCAGCAAAUGCAAAAGACACCAUUAUUACAACAAGCAGGUAUGCAUGAACUUCGCCGUACACUUUAUUAUACUACAUCAUUAAAAGAAAGAGAUUGGUUAGAAGAGACAAAGUAUACAGCCGCUAUGCGUAUGUUAACUGUAGAAGUCUUACGUCGUGAUAAUGAUGGUGUACUUUCAGCAGAUGAUGUACUUUACAUCUCUACUCAUGUGGUAUCAUCUAAUUUUUAUAAUCGUCAUUUAUGGAAUCGUAUGGAAAAGGCAAUGUUAAAAUUUAGUAAUUAUGAAAAUAUUGAUAUGUCUUCUAUUAAAGCCUUUUCUACACGAUUAUUUAAAACCCGACGUGGAUGUGCAAAGGAAACACUUGAUAUUAGACGUAAAAUAUUACUUGCCCUUUCACGUCGAGUAGGAACUCUUGCGAAUGACUUUGAUCUCCCUUCAUUAUUGGGUAUUCUACAGUGUUACACCGUACAUGAUCUCACGCCUUUUCAUUUGGAACCACUCGCCAUUCGGGCAACAAAUCACGUGGGAGAUUUCACACCGCAUGAAUGCGCAACGCUCUCACAUGUACUCCGCAAAUGGCGAACGAUGCGACUGGAGGUGUGUGAGAGACUUGUAGAGCGGAUUUGCACAGCAGAUCAACUCACUCAUCAUAUGGCGAAUGCUGCUAUGGUUAGUAUUCGCACCUGCUAUGCAAAGGUAAGUGAUGGGGGGAGAAAUGCCAUGAAUGCGGAACCAACUCGACAGAAAUUACGGGCGAUGGGAGAACAAGUUGGAUGUCGAUUGGAUGAAGUGGAUUAUCCCGCACUUCCCGUUAUUCUCAGCAUUCUGGAUGUGGUUGUUACUCUAAAGAUAUAUGUGCCAAAGAAAUCUCUGCAGGCCAUCUUCACACAGGCAAAUGAUAUGUUGGCGGUUGUGAUGGAGCAGCGGGAUGAUCUCGUGGACCCAAAGACCGGCAAACGUGUGCGGCCCGUCACCGCGGAGGAGGGACGACAACUGCAGGCACUACUCGCACAUUACGGCAACGAUCUCGCCCCGGAGUUGGCACAGCGAUUGAAGGAGGCCUUCCGUGAGGGUAUGUUACCCGAUGAGGCCUCACUGUAG